UUUUUUAUUUUAAAAGCAUAAUAUAAUUUGGCAAGUUAUUUUGUUUCCUUAAUUAAAAGAUACUAGAUCUAAAAUGACAACUUUCUAUUGGUUGGUGAACCUAAAGGUUCACCCUAGGGGGUGAACCCAAGAAAAAGUCAAAUUUUAACCACUUAACUGUACAUUAAAUGACUUCUACAAAGAAACUGUUCGUUAAAUAAUUUAACUUUUUACACCAAAAAAUAAUUUAACUUUAAAUAUUAUCAAAUUGAAGAUAUUCAUUUUCUAAGAAAGUGAUUAUGUCAAAAAAAAGAAGUGAUUAUAGUAAUAAGUUUAGAAUACAGCAACAGUUAGUUAGCCUUAAGACCAGCGCAAACGAAAACUCUUUAUACCAUUAAUAGUAAAUUCCAUUUCUUAUAUAAACAUAACUGUAAGAGAAAAACAUAACAAAAGAAAAGAACCAAAGCUUUUAAAGCCAGUUCGAUUGACCUAUUGUACUUUUUCAGACAAUAGAAAGAGAGAGUUCUCAUCGAUGGCUGCAUCUAGAGAAUUUAUCAUCUGUUGCCUCUUAACACUUCUCUUUUGCACUUUCUUCAUGAGAACCGAGUCUGGUACUGCUGACAUCACCAGAAAAGGAUGUGGCGGCGGCGAUGGCAGUCUUGGGGACGAUAAUGAGCGGUGUGUGGAGGAGGUCAAAGAACAUGACGACAAUGACGUGGAUGAUGUUUUCAAAGUAAUUAACAAAAUGAGGAUAUAUGCUUGAUCAUGGUUCAUUAUUUAAUUAUAUUUUAGGGCUAUAUAUUCAUACAUUUUGUUCCCUUUUAUUUUAUUUAUCAAGUUUGUUUCCUUUUUUUCUGGCGUCGAUUCUUCUGUAUUUUUCCUUAAUUUAACUUUAUAUUUUUUUCCCUCUCUAUAAUGAGAGAAAUGGUGAUCGAAAGAAGGUAACAUGUUUGUCACAGACUCAUGAUUAAUUUUUGGGAUUAAAACCGUGCGAAAGAAGGUAACCUGUUUGUUCAUAAGAAUAGAAUAUACAACAUAUUUGAAUUGCUAUGAUAUAAAGAAAAUGAUUGGAUGAUUAAAAAAUGAGUAAUUCCAAGCCCGUGGAAAAAGCCCGUGGAAACUUAACAUAUUAUUAGAUGUUUAAUACGUUAAG
This is a messenger RNA of Brassica napus (rape), 1132 nucleotides long. Its product is annotated as protein RALF-like 17. The record is from RefSeq and is a predicted model, not a curated record. The transcript has a single exon. The coding region runs from base 512 to 742 and encodes 76 amino acids. Lineage: Eukaryota; Viridiplantae; Streptophyta; Magnoliopsida; Brassicales; Brassicaceae.